Molecule: messenger RNA, 1895 nt
Organism: Maniola jurtina (meadow brown)
Lineage: Eukaryota; Metazoa; Arthropoda; Insecta; Lepidoptera; Nymphalidae
Product: facilitated trehalose transporter Tret1-like
Exons: 6
Coding region: 208-1716 (502 amino acids)
Biological process (GO): transmembrane transport
Cellular component (GO): membrane
Molecular function (GO): transmembrane transporter activity
Source: RefSeq, a predicted model, not a curated record
UAUAUUUUCCGUCAGUGUGUCCGCAUCGCGCGACCACAUUGGGUUCGUAGUGAAAUUCAGCAUGAUGCCUUGCUUUCGUGUUAAGUGAUUGUUUCAAGUGUAAUAUAUACUUACUUAAUACAUCAUACAUAACAGAAAAAUAGUUCAGACCACGGAAGCAGAACGAUGCAAACUUAUCUGUGAUAAUAUAUUUUGAAAAAAUAAAGUAUGGCCGCGAAAAAAAUUGAAAUCGUUCCCACGAGGACCAUGGCGUGUGAGAACGAGAAGCAACCAGUGUCGCCAUUUUUACGACAGUUGCAAGCGGUAAGUGGUGUGGUGAUGUACAUGAUCGGCACCGGCGCCAACAUCGCGUACCCUGGCGUGCUGCUGGAGCAGUUGCGACAACCUGACUCCGCCGUGCGACUGACGCCGGAGCACGAGUCCUGGAUAGCAUCCAUCCUUGGCCUGGCUCUGAUCUCUGGUAUCCUCACGGCACCAUUCUGCCUGCAGAAGCUUGGUCGAAGACUGACGAACCAGCUCAGCACGCUGCCAACCUUGGCAGGCUGGGCACUGCUGCUGACUGCUAAGGAUCCUAUUGCCCUGCUCAUGAGUAGAUCGUUGCAGGGUUUCGGCAUGGGUUUACAAGCAGCAGCCGCGCCCGUCUCCAUCGCUGAGUACUCCUCACCAAAGCACCGAGGAGUGUUCCUGGCAACCAUCGCGUUUUCCUUCGCAACCGGCAUGCUAGUCGCUCACGUCUUCGGAACUAUCCUAUACUGGAGAACAGCUGCAGUAGCCUGUGGAAGCUUCUACGUGGUCUCCCUAAUCCUGAUCUCACUAUCCCCAGAAACCCCACCGUAUUUGGCUUCAACGGGAAAAUUCAACGAAUGCCGAAAAUCCUUCAGAUGGUUAAGAGGCUAUGACGAAGAUGCCGAAAAGGAAUUAGAAAUUCUCCUCAACAGCCAAAAGAAACAGACGAUAACCACACCUAAAGUCUCAAAAUUGAAGUAUUAUGCUGAUGUAGUUAGGAAACCAGAGUUUUAUAAGCCUACUGUGAUAAUGAUGUUUAUGUUUGUACUAUUCCAAGUAUCAGGAAUGACAGUCAUACCAUCGUAUACCGUCUCAAUAAUGAACGAAGUAACUGGUGGUCAGAUAGAAUCUUAUACCAGUAUGCUAAUGGUAGAUGUUGUACGUUUCAUCAGUGCUGUAAUAGCGUGUAUUGUAAUCAAUAAGUUAAAUCGACGUACAGUCCUCUUUUUGGGGAUAUACAUUAGUGUAGCAUCUUUAUUUAUUACGUCAAUACUUUUGUAUUUAAGAGAUUUCGGGUAUAUACCUGAUCCUUAUAAAUGGACGCCUGCUAUAUCGACUCUGUUAUAUAUUUUCGGUAAGACUUUAGGAAUCUUGCCUAUACCUUGGGCAAUAGCUGGAGAAAUCUUCCCGUUAGAGUACAGAUCCCUUGGAAGUGGUAUUUCAGGAUUAACUUUAUCCCUCAUGUUCUUUCUGGUAGUUAAAACUGCUCCUGCCCUGUUUCGUGCAAUUAGUGUGAAGGGAACAUUUUGCGUUUAUGGAUUUUGUAUAUCAAUAUGUGGAGUUUUCUUAUUCUUUCUGCUCCCAGAGACGAAAGGUAAAACGUUGUAUGAAAUCGAGUGCCAUUUUAAGGGGGUGAAAGAUAAAGCAGUACAAAUAGAAAUGAGUGAAAAGGAUAGGAUGUUAGAGUUAGAGAAGGUAGAAGAGGGAUGAUGGAUUGCAUGAAAGAGACAGGAAAUGCCUUCCAGCUUUAAAAAGCUGACCCAGUAGUUAAGAAAAUGGAUAAUCACUAUCCAUAUUCAUACUUUACCUACUAUACUUAGUAAUACUUAAUAAAUGCAAAAUUGUGUCGGUUUGUGCUACUAGCUCUAUCUGUCCAUCCGUUUACGGUC